This is a messenger RNA of Platichthys flesus (European flounder), 6405 nucleotides long. It is a transcript of the gene rp1, whose product is annotated as oxygen-regulated protein 1. The record is from RefSeq and is a predicted model, not a curated record. Gene Ontology annotation, cellular component: axoneme. NCBI's taxonomy places the organism in Eukaryota, Metazoa, Chordata, Actinopteri, Pleuronectiformes, Pleuronectidae. Gene Ontology annotation, biological process: retina development in camera-type eye; photoreceptor cell development; intracellular signal transduction. The transcript is spliced from 4 exons. The coding region runs from base 108 to 6143 and encodes 2011 amino acids.
CUGAGAGGCUUUGACCAGCGCUCGGAGGAAUAACAGACGCUCACUUUCUGCUGUUUUAGCCACUAUAUUUACGGUGAAAUGUGACGGACACGAGAUCACUUCACAAAAUGAGCAGCACGACCAUCCAGGACCCGGCUGCCGGGAAACUGUCCUCUGGCAGCGGGCAGACGUUUCCCUGCCUAACCUUACUGCCCACCUCUGAUCCCUCCGCGUCCAAACGAUUAUGCUUCUACAAAAGUGGUGACUAUAAAUUCAGCGGGCAUCGCAUGGUCAUCAAUGGCCGCACCUUCAAGACGUUCGAUGCUCUACUGGACACGCUGUCAAGGAAAGUGCCUCUGCCAUUUGGAGUUCGGACCAUCACCACACCUCGCGGGAUCCACCUUGUGAAGGGUCUGGAUGACUUUCACGACGGGGGAUCCUAUGUGUGCUCUGAUCAGAAACGGGUGAAGCCACUAAACCUGGCUGAGGUGAACCGGCGGCAGGUACCAUGGAAUACCACCAGACCCGUCAGCACUGGGCGCCAGAGACGUAUCCAGUUCGGUCAGUUUGGCAGGAGGAAGGAGCUCGCCAACAGGCCGGCAAAGGUCACCGACAGGGUGACAUUGCGAACACCGAAAAGACUUGUGGUCAUCAAGAACAAGGAUCCCACAGUUAAAUCCACAAUUGUGUUGCAGAGAAGAACGGCACCGACGUUUGAUGCUCUGCUGGAUUACCUUUCUCAGAUCCUGCAGUUCCCGGUGUUGAAACUCUUCUCCACCGACGGCAGAAGAGUUGAUGGUCUAGCUGCACUUAUCCUGUGCUCCGGAGUUGUUGUGGCUGCGGGAAAUGAGCCAUUCAAAUUAGGAAACAACAGUUUUAACAGAGGGGGCCAGACGGCACAGGCCUUGUACAUGGAAAACCUGGAUCCUUCUAUGCUGCAGCCCAGAACUCACAACAACAAAUCCUUCUCAAGUGGAAGAGGCUCGAGGAACUUUUCCCUAUCGUCGGAGCGAUACGUUAUCAACCAGAUAAACAAGUCUCGAGAUGGAAGCAUGAACGGCCGCCUGCAUCACCACAAUGAAUCGUUUGACACUGAGGUCAACCAGCGAGGGAGGGGAGAGAAUGAGCAUCAUACUUGUGUCAUACCUCAAGACGACGACAUUGAAAAGUCUUUCCGUGUGAAUCAAGACGGCAGCAUGACUGUAGAAAUGAAAGUGCGUCUGACCAUUAAAGAGGAGGAGAUACUCCACUGGACCACCACGCUCAGCCGCCACUGCCUUAGCAAGAGGACAGUUUGUGCCUCCAUUUCCGAGUCGGCCAACAGCUCACCUGACUCCAACAACGCCGUUGCCAAAGACUCCUCUAGCAUCAGCGAAGGUGACAGCAAAGAAGAAAACCAUGCCAAUGGAGCUGGAAGGGGUGUCUGUUUCGACGACAACCACAAGUACAAGAACUACAACUCAAAAGCUUUGGGAAGAGACAAAACUAUCAAACGCACUCCUACGCCAGGUCCUCGACACGUUAAGAAGACGGCGUCUGUUGAGAGCGUGAAGAUGGUGACAGAGUCGGGGAUUCAAGAGAGCAGACUGGGACAUUAUUCCUACAUGGAGAAGACGGCCGAUGGUGAGACAACCGAGGGAUACUGCGUUGUUAGACACAGCAGCAGCAGCAGCAGCCGGCCAAUUCCAAAGCCUCGGAAAACGGCCUCUGCUGGAAAAGGCAACAAAGGCUCCCACUCGUCCAUCAGGUCGUCAGGUGUUGCUGAGGUCCUUCAGAUACAGAAUAACGGGAUGAAGGUUACAGAAACUGUCAUGCAUAUCUACGAGAGUCAAGGUGGCUAUGACAACUAUUCUGCAAAUGAGGAAUAUAGCGCAGAUGGCGCACCUUUGCAUGGUUCCACCUCAGGGCCAAACAGCAAGGCGUCUACAGGGCCACGUUCAUCCAGCAAUGACUGUGAUAUAGAUUUUAGCAGGCAGCCACCCACUGCUGACUCAAUACAACUGAGAGAGGAGAUGUUAUCGUUGUCAUCAGAACCAAUAUCUCCAACUCAUGAGAUUACGAACAAUCUGCCUACAGUGACUGAGGACGAUGCUCAAACAGCAGUAAACUCCCAGAUUGAGGAUACAGUAAAAAGGGACAAAACUCCUAAAAGCGAGAAAACAAAAAAAAAGAUGACUAAACCUGCUGUGAAUCAAAAGAGUUCAACUUCAAAAAGUAGCAAAAAUUCAACUGACAAGCUGAGCAGCAAUACCAGUGUGGGGAAAAAAAGUUUGGGAUCAUCAGAAAGUGCUAAAAUUGUCCAUAAACGUAAAGAAGCAGAAAAUAAAGAAGAAAAGCUUCAGUCUAAGAAAACAAUCAAAGUUGAAAAAAAGCCCAGGAAAAGCUCAGCCUUAUUAAACAAAACGGAAAGUGUAAAAAUAACCCCACCUAAGAGACAAAGCUUGAAUAAAGUAGCUGGUAGAGAUAAUGGCCACAAUGUUAACACUCCAAGUGGGAGGCCUCAAAUGAAAAAGAACAUCUCAGAUAUAUUACAACCUAAAAGAGCACCUCUGCUGAGCAGGAAAACAAUAAUAAGUAAACCCAAAUCCAUGACAGAGAACAGAACGUCAUCACCUAAAAAGUCUUUGGAGACAAGCGAGAGUGUUUCAAAUCCUUCCCUGAACCCUACGCCCUCUGAAAUCCACCAAUAUGUCGAGAACUGGUUGGAGACCGUCGGCCAAGAACAGGCGCCGUACACCGAGGCAAUUCCUGAGGAUUCCGAACCUCCAUCAACGGUGGUGUUUCAGAUAGGCGGUGGGUCGGAAUCAGAUGAAAAGAAUGGACAUCAGAAUAAUUUAGCUGAAUAUAUCCCACUGUCUGGGGAUAAUGUCAAGAAAUCUGCUUCUUGUCUAACGGUUCCUCUUUACAAAGGAGAGCCAGAAGCAUCUUUGUUGCACAGUGUUUCUAUGCCAAGUGUCCGAGUGGAUCCUGCACAACAGGACAAUCAACUGAGGGCACAUAAAUCUGCAGAGGCCAUUGGCCCCACUGGCUGCGAGUCAACUUCAACCUCGUCCAACAUUUUAACUCCUAAAGAAAAGCUAACACCCGUCCUGCGACAACUGUGUUCCUCAAUCGGGAACAUCAGAAGGGCAUCAGACACCAACACGACAUAUAACCUUGACAAGUCCAACAGCCUCCCGGAUUUCUCAACCCAAGUAGCGUCAGUGUUCGGCUCGUCUUGCAAAGCACUUCUGUCCUUCUUGUCGGUCAUGACUCUGAGAGAUGACCUAGCAGGCUCUGCUCCCAACGUAUGUGACCAAUCGAGAAGCACCUCAGAGGCCAUGCUAAUGAUGCAGUCCCUUAUGAAAAUCUCUGCCAUUGAAGACAAAGAAGAGCUGAGUGUGAGUCUGUCAAACCUGCAGAGCAGCACAUCCUCUCAGUUCAGAGAACGAUGGAAGGAUUUCCAGAUUUUGAGGGAAAGGCUUGAAAUUGAGCCACUUUCUGACCAAGUUUCCGAAACUGAGUUUGCCCUGGACCUAGACUCUGAAGGUGGGGAUAUAGUUGAGGAUCAACAUCUGACUCUAGAUGAGCUGAUGGAGGAGCUGAAUAUGCCUCAAGACCUCAAAUCAGAAAUUUCCUCAACAAUCCACCAAGCCAGAAGUUUUUACCCUCCGGAGGAGAGCACUAUGGUAGAAACUGAAAGGAACCAGUCGGACUCAGAGGAAGAUUUGGAGAAGUUUGUUGAUGAAUCCAAGGAUGAAGCAAAGUCAGCUGAUUCUGAUGAUACACGUGCAGAGGAAAACUUUGCAGAAAGAAAAAUGGAUACUGAUGAUGGAGAUAGAAAGUCAGAUCAAGAAGCUGAUGAAGUUCAGGAACUGGGCAGUGAUUUGAAAGAUUCAGAGGUUUCACAGACAGAACAAGAUGAGGCACUGAAAGAUGAAGAAGAUGAAGACAAGGUAGAGGAGGAUAGGAAGGACAAGAAGGCAGGCGAGGAUGGAGAAAUGAAUGAGACAAAUGAUGAUGGUAAAGAGGAGGAAGCAAUGGAGGAUGUUGAAGGGCAGAAAGCAGAGAAUGGAAGUGUUGAGGAAUCAGUUGAUAAAGAAAAGGAAGGAACAGAGGAAGAGAUGACAGCAGAUGAGGAUGAGGAAAGGGAGAAGCUAGAAGAAGGAGGGGAAGGAGUGGUUGAGGAGACAGUAGGAGGACUGUUGGACGAAAAAGAUCUAGAGGAAAGAGAGUACAACAGCAUAGACGAGACUGAGGAGAGAGAAAGUGUUGAUGAGACGAAGGAGGAAGAGAGAGGAGGGAUGGACGGGGUUGAAGAAGAGGCAGAUGAGGAAGUGAAGGCUGAAGAAGGAGUAGACCAUAAGGAGAAGGAUGAAAAUAUUUUUACAGAGUAUGAUGUAGAAGAAGAGUUGGAGAAGGUCAUUGAGGAGACAGAAGAGGAAGAGGAGGUAGAAAACAUCUUAAACAUGGAAGAAGAGGUGGAUGUGGUUAGUGAGGAUUUCGACGAAGAAGCAGAUCAAGUUAGAGAGGAGAAAGAUGAAGAGGACUUAGAUAAUGUAGCUGAAGAGGUAGACGAGGAAGAGGAUGAGGAGGAUAAUGAGGAAGAGGAGAAGGAGGAGGAGAAAGAAAGGAAGCUGGUUUGGAGAGAAAGCAAUGAAGAGGAAGAGGAGGAUGAUGAUGCUGAGGUUGAAGAAGAAAGGGUGAUCACAGAUAAGUCAGUUGAAGAAAAUGAGGUACAGGAGUUUGAGACUGAGGUGGAGAGGGAAGAUGACAAAGAAAACGAGGGAUCAGACCAGGUGGAAAAACAAGUAUCAAAAGAAGAGGUGGAAGAAGGAGAUGUUUCUGAGGAUGUAGACAGUUUUGAAGGUGGUACCACUACCAACCUGCUGGAAGAGGCCUCCUAUUUGCAGCAGAGUAGUAACGAGCAAGCGAACGCAGAGUGUAACAGUGAAUCACCAACAAAAUAUUCCUCUGAGGGGCAGUGUGAGUUCACUAAAGGCAGCGGAACGGACAACGAGCUUGAAACAGACGAGGGAGGGGAGCGUCGUGAGGAGAACAGCCUGAUCCAUCCUGUGGAAAUAUCCCAGGAGUUACUGGACUUUGUCAACUCUGCCCUGCAGUCGUCUUCGCUCACUUUCUCGUACGACGCUCGGGGGAACAUCAGGAUAGAGCCGGAUCACGCUCGAGUUGUACAAACUAUGCCAACUCUUUUUCCAAAUAGAAGAAAGGACAGUUCUUACGGCUUGAAACGUCUCCCGAGCCCAAACACGUCUGAUUUAUCCGAUUACAGACCAGAGACCUCAGAGAGUGGUGGGUAUAAGACUCAGGAGUCUGUAGAUCUUGUUUCAGAGAGCGGAGAGGAGGCCUCAGAGAGAUCCUCUCCAGCCUUAACACCUGAGAACGAUCUAUUGUCUCUUGCAAGUACUGCAGAAGUCUUACAAAGUUCCAGGAUCAAAAGUGAAGAGAGUUUCUCUUCCAAUGAUUCUGGCACCAAAGCCUCAAAAGAGGAUCUGUCUUAUUUUAGUGCAGCAAGCUCAUUAAAGGGAGAUGCCGAAGCUGCGCCAGAGGCCACACAGCCCGUCUCCCUCAGCUCAGAGAAGGACACCGGCGAUGGGGUUUUGAUCGAUCAAGGGAGGUGGCUGCUCAAGGAAAACCACCUCAUAAGAAAAUCCCCUCCGGUCGCCCUGGGAAUGUACGGUAACAUGGACAGCACCUCCACCGACACGGGUCAGGAGAACGCCGGUGAGGAUUCUCCGCUUCACCAUAAGACCCAGCCCGACCCCCUCGUGGACAUAUCCACUUCAGAGCUUGAGGAUAUGGCGAAGCCUCCAACUCCGAAGUGCACCUACUACAACAUGCCACACGGGAGUGACUCGGAUCCCUUCCUGGACAAUUACAGUGGGCACAGUGUGAAAAAGGACACGAGCAGCGGGAUGGGAAGAAGCUUCAGGGUGUCGCCCAGUAUCGAUACUUCCAAAACAUGGCCAAAUAAAAUCGGCAGUCCGUCUUCAUUUAAAUCAGUUGAGUUCAGAUUACCAGAUGGGAGAAUUCAUCCUGAGGGGGAGGCCCCGGUUGUGACACAGCCAAGAAGGACAUCUAGUGGGGGAAGCAGUGCACUGCAAGCACAGAACUCCCCGGAGACACUGCUUGUGAGAUGUGGACAAUACUGCCCCAUACUAUGAAAGAAUGUGUAGUGUUUAGUUAUGUUGGACUAUGAUUAUUUGGUUACUUUCUUUGCAAACCAGCCACACCUACAGACCCGUGCCAUUUAUUUCAGUUCAGUAUCAUACAAACAUCGUUUACAGACUUUUUUGUGUGUUUUAAUGGUGAUGGUGAGCCAUAAAUACAAUAUAGCAAUAUCAGCAACUACGGACAACAUAUUUUUUUACUGUUUCACUGCAAACUGUACAUAACAAUCUAUCAUAAAGUACAAGUCAUAUAUUU